This is a messenger RNA of Guyanagaster necrorhizus, 825 nucleotides long. RefSeq lists its product as uncharacterized. The coding region runs from base 146 to 763 and encodes 205 amino acids. NCBI's taxonomy places the organism in Eukaryota, Fungi, Basidiomycota, Agaricomycetes, Agaricales, Physalacriaceae. The transcript is spliced from 6 exons. The record is from RefSeq and is a predicted model, not a curated record.
CCACAUCGCAGACCAUGCAAGUGUCCUUUCUCACGAUGGAGCAGUAAUAUAAAAGCCCCUUGUACUCUUCCGUAUCUUCUUUUUUUUUUUUUGCUUCCUCAUCUAUCUCGAACCCGUUUGUCCCAUUGUCGACUUAGUUCUCACCAUGGCUCCCACUGACGAAUCUCCAACACCCCAGGAAAUUAGCUUAGACGCUACGCAUAUCGCAGCCGAGUCCUCUCUUGAUCUAAGCGCCGUCGGUAAACAUGAGGCCCGAAAAAUCAUGUCGCUGCAGCAUAAAGUUCUCGGAUACCGACCACCGCCCGGUUCCCUGGCCUCAGAAGCCCAAGCCGCGGCUUCCAAGCAUCCGGAUGGCAUAUCCCCUUCACCGCCCGACACCGCUUCACUCCGCGAAGCAGCUCUCAAGGACGCAGCCCGUAUCGGGUUAAGAAGCGAACGCAGCACACCCUCCAAAAAAAUUUCAUUCGACAUUGAUCUGGAUCGAAUCGGACUAGCCGACGCGCGUAAAUUGAUGUCAGAGGAGCAUAAAGCCCUCGGGUACCGUCCUCCGCCGGGUUCGCUGGCCGCCGAGGCUCAGGUUGCCGCCGCCAAACAUCCCGAGAUCAAGGACUCCAACAUUGAUCCUCGUAUUUUGACCAAGGCGGCUCAGAAAGACGCGGCUAGGAUCGCGUCGGAGCGAGGAGCCACCGGAGCUAAGUUUGAUAGGCGGACUGAAGAGCCGCCCGUGUUGAAAUCGGGAGACAAUGCAUCACCCGGGGCCUGAUGACAAUGAGCGGGCGUGCUGUCCAAGCCAUCGCGGAACAUGUACAUGUACAUCUUUGCAAG